Messenger RNA from Wyeomyia smithii (pitcher-plant mosquito), 2941 nucleotides. RefSeq names its product X-ray repair cross-complementing protein 5 (gene Ku80). Gene Ontology annotation, biological process: cellular response to X-ray; telomere maintenance; cellular response to gamma radiation. Gene Ontology annotation, molecular function: DNA helicase activity; telomeric repeat DNA binding; damaged DNA binding. Gene Ontology annotation, cellular component: Ku70:Ku80 complex; nucleus. The transcript has 6 exons. The coding region runs from base 157 to 2310 and encodes 717 amino acids. NCBI's taxonomy places the organism in Eukaryota, Metazoa, Arthropoda, Insecta, Diptera, Culicidae. The record is from RefSeq and is a predicted model, not a curated record.
CAUCCCGAUUUACUGAAAAGCGGCAACAACAGUUCAAUUACGUGUUAGUACGUGAAGUUUGUUAUUGGAUACUGUCUUUUAUCUGGAAAAUUAUAAGUUUAGUGAUUCACGAAUAUAGGUUAUUAUCAAAAUCAACUCGAAUAAGCUGCAACGGAAAUGGCGCGAACGAAGGAAGGUUGCAUGAUAAUCCUGGAUGUUGGAAAAGAUACUACAAUUAAAGGUGGAGAAAAUGAGCAAACAUUUUUCGGUCGAGCAAAGAAUUGUGUUUCCAAGAUUAUCCAAAGAAAAAUUUUCAGUAAACCCCAAGAUGAGAUAGGAUUAGUUCUAAUGGGUACAAAUGAGACUAACAAUCAACUGAACAUCGAGUGUGGAAGAUACGAACAUAUUUCGGAAGCCUUUGAGUUAGGUCCUGCUAACUGGCACAUGCUGAAAAUCAUGGAAAAACAAAUAAGACCGUCAAAUGUUAACAGUGGAUGGCUCGAUGCGCUGAUAGUUGCAAUGAGUUUUCUGAAAUCCGGUGCCCAGGCUAAAAAGUUUGCAUCGUUAAAAAUUAUUCUUUUAUCGACUCUUACAACAUCAGCUAAUUACGACAUGGAUCAGGUUGAAAUUGUUGUUUCGAAACUAAUUGACAUGUCAUGCGAGUUUAAUGUCAUCAACGAUAAUGUUGAGCAUAAUGACAUUGAUGUAGACGAUGAAAUCUUGUUUGAUACAUUAGGCAUUUUCAGUCAGCAACAGCAAAGAGGUAAAGAACAACGAGCAAACGAGCAAUUGUUGGCAGAUAUUGUUUUAAAAUCAAACGGGGCACUGUGUAACAUAGAUUCGGCAGAACUGCUGUUGCUUCAUUUCGAAAAGAAAGCUACUAGAGCAGUUCCAUGGAACAGCAUGUUAACUAUCGGGACACAAAUAGCAAUUAGUAUCUCGGCUUAUCUGGCCAUCAGUGAAGAGAAGGGCUUACCUUCUUUCAAGACAGAAAGUAUUGAUCCAAACGUUACAGUCCAGCUAAAGACCGACUACUUCAAGGGCGAUAAACCCUUUGAAGCUGACUUCGACAAUCUCAUCAAAGGCUACAUGUACGGCUCUACAAUUGUUCCAUAUGAUACAGAAAUGAAUAUUGACUACAAAUCUGGCGAGCAACGUCUAUCAUGCUUGGGAUUCACCGCAGCCGGAAACAUCUUGGAGGAAUACUUCUGCGGCAAAGGCACCUACGUUGUUGUUGCUAAGAAGGAUUGUGCAGCUUCUGAAGCGAAGUUGUCGGCUUUGAUAAAAGCAAUGAAUGAGAUGGGAGUAGUGAUGAUUGCGACGAGAGUGUAUAGACGAGAUACUCGUCCAAAAAUCAACGCAUUGAUGCCGGCAUACCGAAAGGGAUAUCCCUGUUUGGUUAUGUUAGAAUUGUGCUUCCAAGAGGAGCUAGCCUUAUUGAAGUUUCCUCCGCUGCUUACUAAUAAGUACAAGCCUACCGAUGUACAAUACGAAGUCAUCGAUAAAUUGAUCGAUUCUUUGGAUUUGAUGGAUGCAUUGGAUGAAGAAACGGGCUCAAAAGAAGCCUUUGCUUUAAACAAAACUCUAAACCCAAUCCAUCAGCAUAUGUAUAGAACAGUGGCCCAUCGCGCUCUUUAUCCGAAUACCCCUCUUCCUGCGAUGGACGAAGAAUUGAAAAGGCUGGUAGACGUUCCACCUAAAAUACGAAAACGAUCUAAGAGUAUUUUAGAGGAAGUAGAAAAAUUGUUCCCUCUUAAGGAAAAGAAGGUGAAUGCGCGUACCAAGUGGCUUCAAAGAACAGCAAUGAUUAAUAUUCAAAGCGACGCUAUAGCGUCCAGUUCAUCGCAGCAGAACCAAAUCAAUGAAGAGGAACUCGACGAUCAGAGAACACUUGUUGAAGUGGGCACCGUAACACCUGCUGAAGAUUUUGCUCUACUGCUAAAACGUGGGGAGAAAUUUGCUACACUGGCUAUUCAAAUACAGAACGUCAUUUCAGAUCUCGUGUUCAAAUCGAUGAGUAUUCCAACUGAGAAAGUCGCCAUGGCUAUAAUGAUGUAUCGUGAAGAAGCGAAACUACUUGGCCCCUACAGGUACAACGAUUGGAUCGGAGAGUUCAAAAAAAGUCUACUGGCCCGCAACAAGCAGGAGUUUUGGGAGCAGGUAGUGGUAACGCAACGCUUUGGAUUGAUUAGCUCCGAGGAAAGCGAGAUGAGUACCGUUACCGCAGAAGAAGUGGACAGCUUCUACAGCGUCCUAGUGGCAAGCAGGGCUGGCAAUGCUGAAGAUAAUGCCGACUACGUUGAUGCCGAUGAUUUGUUUGCUAAUAUGUAAAAUGAGCGAACGAGUUUUAUUGUUGAAUAAGUUUUAUAGAUUUUGUUUGUAUUAGUGUAAGGUAAUGGGACCUGCGUAUUGUUUUCCUCCGUGUAUUUUUUAUAUUUCCUAUGAGUCAGUAAACUUUUGAAAGAAAUGGUACAAGAAUUAUUAAUGAUUGAACCAUUGGGAAAAUGUAUUCAAACUUCAACCCGUCUAAAACUACUCAAUAUUUUCAACUGUAUUAUCGCUUUUUGUUAAAGAAGGAAGUUUUUAAUUAAAUUCUACCAACUGAUAACGGGUACUAUCAGACGUAGCGUCUGUCAUGUGCUGGUGUAAUACAUGACUUUUUCAUUUACAAUCACCUGCAAAUAUGAUGCAUACAUUGAAUUGAUAAUAAUUCUUUUAUCUGUGCUGCUCCGAUUGAAUUGAACCUAGCUUAGUCUGUCCUAGAAAUAAUAUUCAGCUGAAACCGAUAGUCAUGAUAAGAGGCAAAGCGUGCAGUUUUGGCUGGUAGCCACACUAGUGAAAGAAUUCGCAUUCGAUUUGCCGCGUUGUGCGUGUUAAGAUUAGUACAUACACGGGCUUCGCACGUUUACGUAGUGAUAUUUUGUGUCUUUUGAACUGUUAAUAAAAUGAAAUUGUUUGAUAA